This is a messenger RNA of Momordica charantia (bitter melon), 1244 nucleotides long. It is a transcript of the gene PIN5, whose product is annotated as Auxin efflux carrier family protein. Gene Ontology annotation, molecular function: auxin efflux transmembrane transporter activity. The record is from RefSeq and is a predicted model, not a curated record. Gene Ontology annotation, cellular component: plasma membrane; endoplasmic reticulum. Gene Ontology annotation, biological process: auxin export across the plasma membrane; auxin polar transport. Lineage: Eukaryota; Viridiplantae; Streptophyta; Magnoliopsida; Cucurbitales; Cucurbitaceae.
UCCUAUUUCGCCAUGAUCGGGUGGGAAGAUGCUUAUAAGGUGGUGGCCGCCAUGGCGCCAUUGUACUUCGCCUUGGCGCUUGGCUAUGGCUCUGUGAGGUGGUGGAAAAUCUUCAGCACUGAACAGUGCGACGCCAUUAACAAACUCGUCUGUUACUUCACUCUCCCUCUCUUCACCUUCGACUUCACUUCCCACAUCGACCCUUUUCACCUGAACUUCCCUUUCAUUGCCGCCGACGCCAUCUCGAAGCUCCUCAUCGUCGUCGUUUUGGCCUUCUGGGCCAGAUGCACCCCCAAAGGGAGCUAUUGUUGGUCCAUCACUAGCUUCUCCCUCUCCACUCUCACGAACUCGCUCGUUGUUGGCGUCCCGCUCGCCAAGAUCAUGUAUGGUCAGAUGGCCGUGGACCUCGUCGUGCAGGGUUCAGUGGUUCAGGCCAUUGUUUGGCUGACAAUACUGUUAUUUGUGCUGGAACUUCGACGAACGAGGUUGGAUUUGGUUGCGGGGGAAGCUUCUUCGAGCUUCGGCCCCGGGGACCAUGGGAAAGCUCUACAAAUGGUGGAAGAGGGAAGGAAGAAUUUGGAGGGAGAGGCCAUGGAGGUUGAGGGAAGAGAAACAAGCAACAGCCAUAGGGCUUCUUUCAAGCCUUUGAUGAAGAAAGUUUGGCUCAAAUUGGCUGCAAAUCCCAACUCUUAUGCUUGUAUCAUUGGUUUUGCUUGGGCAUUUGUUGCAAAAAGGUGGCAUAUUGAAAUGCCUAGCAUUAUGGAAGGAUCUAUUUUAAUCAUGUCAAAAGCUGGGAUUGGCACUGCCAUGUUUAAUAUGGGAAUCUUCAUGGCACUGCAAGAGAAGUUGAUAGCCUGUGGAGCUAGCCUUACCAUAAUAGGAAUGGUUUUAAAGUUCAUUGCUGGACCAGCUGCCAUGGCUAUUGGCUCCAUGGCCAUGGGCUUGCAUGGUGAUGUUCUACGCGUAGCUAUCAUCCAGGCAGCAGUACCACAGUCUAUUACAUCAUUUAUUUAUGCCAAAGAAUAUGGCUUACAUGCAGAAGUUCUUAGCACAGCGGUGAUUUUUGGGGCAAUAGUUUCUCUUCCUGUGUUGGUUGCUUAUUAUGCAGCAUUAGAGUUUGUACAUUGACCCUUUUACGAGGUCUCAUCCCCACAUUUUUAAAGAAUGAGAAAAAGGGAAGGUUAGAAUUGGAUUAUUAGGACUCCAUUUUAAUUAAUUAGUUCACUUAACUUUUUUUUUUUUCA